AUGCCGAAGAGAAGACAGACUCAUCGGGUUCAACCCAACGCCGAGCACCGACGACGACGCGUCUACGCCGCGUGCGGAGAGUGUCGCCGUCGACGCCGCAAGUGCGACGGCAGCCAGCCUUGCGCCCAGUGCGAUGCUUACGGCUACGCGUGCGCCUACAACGACGACUCGGCACCCUCGGCACAAUCCCCUGCUUCCGAAAGCCGUCCGCCCGAGACCGCCGCCCCUCCGCCGCCUUGCUCGUCCUCCCGCGCCGCCGGCCCGCCGUCGACCGGAGCCGCCGUCAUCGUCAGCCGCGAGAGGGGCCGCAUCGUCCACGCCCACAGCGCCGUCGCCCUGCCCCGCCUCGUCGGACAAGCUCUCGCCCUCGAACCCCCGCCGCGGCUGCAUUCGUACGCCUGGAACCUGGGCCUGCGCGCCGAGCGUCGCGGCACCGUCCCCGGCCCUUCCCUGCCGGGGCUGCUGACCCUGCCCGAGUGCCGCUCCCUCUGCGCCGUCUACUUUGCCGCCGUGCACCCGCUCUUCCCGCUUUUCCGACGAGAAGCCUUUCUGAAGCGGAUUGCGGACGGCUGGGCCACGAUGGACGCCGCCCGGCCGAACCUCGCGGCCGUGGUCGCGCUCGUCGCCGCGCUGGGCUCCUCCUUUUCUUCAGCGGCGCACCCGCAUGAGCGCGAGGUGGCGCUCCGCGGGGUGGCGCUGCUGGACCUCGGGCUGUCGAGCCCGGCGGCGGCGGUCGACGCGGACGCGGUGGCGGGUUGGGUGCUGCGCGCGCUGUACAUGCGGCUGACCACGCGUCCGGCCAUCUCCUGCGUGGCGAGCCACACGGCGAUGCACCUCGCCGAGAUUGUGGGCAUGCACCGGGACCCGGUGGCGGACGGCGCGCUCGGCGGCGACGAGGAGGAGCUGGAGACGCGGCGCCGCUGCUUUUCCAUCGCGGGCUUCCUGAACAGGCUGCUGGCCACCGAGUACGGCGUUUCGGGCGUCUCCAUGCGACACGCCAACUGCGCGGCGCCGGCACCCGCUCCGGGCACGCACGUUGAGGCGCUGCACGCUAUGAGCUGCGUCCUUGCUGACGCAGAUACCGCGGCGGCUGCCGGCCUCGACUCGGACGACUUCGCGGAGCUGUUCCCCCGUCUGCGAGACACCCCGCACAGCGCCGAGGACGACACCGUGGCGCUCUUCGCCGCGGACGUUUGCCUCUGCCUCCUGCGGCGCUUCGCCGCCGCCGCCUCCGGCAGCACGCCCGGCCCGCGGAUCGUGCGCGUCGCGGCCGAGGUCCUCCGACGGGCGCUGGACGCCAUCGCCGGGUUGCUGGCGGCCGGGCGGACGUGGUGGAACAUGCUCAGCGUGCCGUUCCAGAGCGUGUGCGUGUGCGUGGCGUCGGACGACGCGGGGAUGCUGGAGUUGCUGCCGGCGGCGAUGGAGAUGCUUCGCGGCAUGGCGGACCGGUUCGGGUCGCACAUGGCGCGGGAGGCGCUGGCGACGGCGCAGCAGGUGAUCGCGGCGUCGCGGGGCCGCACGGAGGGGAAGCUGGCCUUGAAGGAUGCCGCGCUUGCUCAUGCGCUGCCGCUGCCCGCGGAUGAUAUCGACUGGACGAGCUUUGAUUUGGGUUUUGACGUGGGUGGUGAGUGGCCGUCGGUGGUGGACUUUUUCAUGUAG
Molecule: messenger RNA, 1659 nt
Organism: Cordyceps fumosorosea ARSEF 2679
Lineage: Eukaryota; Fungi; Ascomycota; Sordariomycetes; Hypocreales; Cordycipitaceae
Product: transcriptional repressor involved in the control of multidrug resistance
Exons: 1
Coding region: 1-1659 (552 amino acids)
Biological process (GO): regulation of DNA-templated transcription; response to xenobiotic stimulus; DNA-templated transcription
Molecular function (GO): zinc ion binding; DNA-binding transcription factor activity, RNA polymerase II-specific; DNA binding
Source: RefSeq, a predicted model, not a curated record